This is a messenger RNA of Drosophila kikkawai, 1086 nucleotides long. RefSeq lists its product as uncharacterized. Gene Ontology annotation, molecular function: catalytic activity. Lineage: Eukaryota; Metazoa; Arthropoda; Insecta; Diptera; Drosophilidae. The record is from RefSeq and is a predicted model, not a curated record.
AUGGUUUUCGAGGAGGAAAUUGACAUUGCUGUACUGAGUGAACCGUACAAGUCAAAGGCAGAGGGAGUAUGGCAACAGAGUGCGGAUGGUGGUGCAGCCAUAUGGAGCUGCGGGCAGUCCCCCGGACACCUGUCACAGAGGGCGUCGAGACCUGGCUAUGCAAGGGCUAAGGUCCAAGCAACCACCAUCUACAGCUGCUACCUAGCCCCGAGCUUGCAUAUAGAUGCCUUUAGAGACAUCUUGCAGGAGAUCGCCCGAGACGCCCGCGGAAGAUCCCCAGUACUAAUCGCUGGGGACUUCAAUGCGUGGUCCACCGCCUGGGGGAGCUCGAAAACGACCCAGCGGGGAACCAUCCUUCUGCACGCCCUGGCCACACUAGACGUUUGUCUCCUGAACGAUGGAGCUAGAUGCACCUAUAGCAAGGCAGGCAGAGAGUCAAUCAUUGACCUGACUUUCGCCAGCCCGGAGCUCUGCCGGACCAGCCACUGGAAGGUCACGGAUCUGCUCACAUACAGCGACCACGCAGCCAUUAUCACCCAGACGACGCACAGCCAGCAGGGCCCGUCUCUCCGGCAAUCUGCGUACAAGGUACACACCCUUAACGCAGAUACACUCCUAAGCAGUAUGGAUGGCAACGUCAUCACUGGCGACGCCAACACCUGCGCCGACAUAUUAGCUGCGAGAAUCAAGGCUGCUUGUGAUGCCGCCAUGGCGAGCUCCACUAGAGGAAAUGGAAGGAGACCAGUCCCCUGGUGGAAUCAUGAAUCCGUCGCCAAGAGCGAGUGCCUCUCUGCAAGGCGAAGAUGUCAACGAAGUAGAGGGCGUCCCACGCAAGCGCUGUUCGAGACACGCUACAAGGAGAAGAAAAAAGCCCUCAAAAUCGCUAUUAAGACGAGUAAGAGCAGGUGCUUCCGAGAGCUGUGCGAUGCAGCAGACCAGGAACCCUUCGGCUCGGCCUACAAGCUGGUCAUGGGCAAGCUCUACAGACCGCCGACGCCAACCUCCCAGGAACAACUUGGAGCUAUAAUCUCCACGCUGUUCCCCUUCGCAGCCGCCCCUCGUGCUGCCAAACUUAGCUGCGAGUGA